UAGGUAGACUGCAGCAGAUAAGCUGUUGUGGUAGCCCUGGGGACAUUGAGUGUUAUUCGACCGACUCUUUUUUUUUUUUAAGGAAAUAAACAGCCUCCUAUGGAGAUUAGUAAAGGAAGUGGGAUUCAGGCGGCUUACUGAGCCCAGCUGGAAGUUUCCAUGUUUCAUGGCGAGCAGAGGCUGUGCUGGUGCAGGCGGUCGGUUUGGUUACAACGAGAUAGUGGGAGGCUCGGAGCCAGAGCUCAACUUUCUUCCUGUUUCAUUUUAGUGACGGUGCAGGGAAGAGCAGCUCCAGGGGAUUUGGCUGCUUUUCUAUCUGCUGCUGCUUUUUUUCUUUGCCUUCCUGAAGGUUUGGGAAAGAAAGGGGGUGGGAGGGACGCAGGCAAUAGCAAGGCUGUGUCAGUUUUGCAUUGAGAGACCCGCCUAAUUAUUUGUUUCGAUUGCAUAGUGCUUCCCCUAGCCUGUGUGCAGCAGCAGCCUGGGUGUCUAAAGCCGGCCUGUGUGUGCUGACUGAAGGGCAGCAGCAUUAGGACCUGGCCCGGCCUGCUUCAGCCAGUCCAGCAGUAGAUAUGAGCUUGCAGUGUGGCCCAGCAGGGCUGAGGUUACUGGGUCAGUGGAAAAGAACGUGGCCACUGAUCUGUAGUGCUCGGGCUAUUGUGGACAUGUCCUACUCCAACCACUUUGUGGAUUUUCAAGGCUCCUCUAUCCCCACCUAUAUGAAAAAGCUGGUGGUCACUCAGCUGAGCCCAGACUUCAGAAAGGCUGUGACUUUAAUGCCCAAUGUGCCAGUGCCAGUUCCAGGGGAUGGAGAGCUCCUCGUCAGGAACCGAUACAUUGGUAUCAAUGCCUCGGAUAUAAACUUUUCAUCUGGCCGAUAUGAUUCAUCUGUAAAGCCCCCCUUUGAUAUUGGAUUUGAAGGAAUUGGAGAAGUGGUAGCCUUAGGGCUCAGUGCUAGUAAAAAUUUCACAGUUGGGCAACCUGUAGCAUAUGUUAAAAAUGGUUGUUUUGCUGAAUAUAUAACUGUGCCGGCUGAUAUCGCUAUCCCUGUGCCUUUAGUAAAACCAGAACUCUUAACUUUGCUUAUCAGUGGCACAACCGCUUACAUAAGUCUCAAAGAGUUUGGUUACUUAUCUGAAGGGAAGAAGGUUCUCGUGACUGCUGCCGCUGGUGGAACGGGACAGUUUGCUGUACAACUUGCCAAAAAUGCCAAAUGCUAUGUUAUUGGGACUUGUUCUUCUGAAGAGAAGGCUGGAUUCCUAAAGUCUAUAGGCUGUGAUCUUCCAAUCAAUUACAGAUCUGAAAGUGUGGCUUCAGUCAUAAAGGCAAAAAUUCCUGAGGGAAUAGAUGUUGUGUAUGAGUCUAUUGGAGGGAAAAUGUUCGACAUAGCAGUUAACAGCUUAGCAACAAAGGGUCACCUUAUAAUAAUUGGCUUUAUUUCUGGCUAUCAGACAUCUAGUGGUAUUAUGCCGGUUAAAGCAGGUGCUUUACCUGCUGCUUUGCUACGCAAAUCUGCCAGUGUCCAUGGCUUUUUCUUGCCCCAUUAUAUGUCUGAAUACAAGGAAGCAUUAUUAGCUUUGGUGAAACUGUACCAAAAUGGGAAACUAGUGUGUGAGGUGGACCAUGGAGAACAAUCACCAGAAGGCAGGUUUACUGGUCUAGAGUCUGUAUUCCGAGCUGUAGAUUAUAUGUACACAGGGAAAAACAUUGGGAAAAUUGUAGUCGAAUUACCUCACCUUGUCAACAGCAAGCUGUAAAAACAGAACAAUGAUAUAAAUCACAAUGAAAAUGGUACUUUCUGCCGGGAAAUGUCUAAAACAUAUUGUCGUUAAUGGAUAGUA
Hyla sarda is the source of this 1838-nucleotide messenger RNA. RefSeq names its product prostaglandin reductase 3 (gene PTGR3). The record is from RefSeq and is a predicted model, not a curated record. The transcript has 2 exons. The coding region runs from base 570 to 1754 and encodes 394 amino acids. NCBI's taxonomy places the organism in Eukaryota, Metazoa, Chordata, Amphibia, Anura, Hylidae. Gene Ontology annotation, molecular function: zinc ion binding; oxidoreductase activity. Gene Ontology annotation, cellular component: mitochondrion.